UCCAACCCAAACCAUCCUGUGAUUAUGUAAACUUACUUGGAAAGAGUAACCAUUGUGACAGGCGAUAUAAUGUGCUACUGAAUCUGAGCCCUGCUACUUUGUAGUAAUUCAUGGGGGGCAAAACCAGCACACAGCAUUAGCUGGUAAGAUUUAUAUCUACGAUUUCAGUUAACUUCAUGCUUCCCUCAAGCAAGUGAGGAUUAUAUAGCCCUGCCUUCAAGAAGGAAGGCAGUAAUUAAUUAUGUUCGAUAGUUACAUGGACUGUGGAAUGGCAUUCUCCGAUGUGGAAAACCUCAAAGCGUUCAGUCACAUGUAUUUAUUUGUAAUAAAAAUAUAAAGCUUUUAGCCAAUGACUUAAGCAAAGACUUAACUGGACUAUCAGCCUAAAUAGCAAAGUGUAACAGGAGGGAUGUUCAUGGCUUAACAUUCCAAUAAGCAAUCAAACUAAACCCAGUACCUGAAACAGAGGCCGGUGCACAGCAAAAAUGCCAAUAAACACAUAUUAACUCUUACUACAGACAAAGAAAAACUGAAGCAGUGAAACAUGAAGUGUUAAGACUUUGUUUUAUUAGCAUGUUUUUCCUGUUGUCCCUUUAACUCAUUAUUCUUGAGGACAACCUUCAUAGCUCUAGAUGGUGAAGCUGGCCACAGUUCUUCUGUUGUACAAAACAGGCAGGGGCAGGCUGAAGUUGAUUUUCUUGAUGCAUGAUUCUGCUUUUUCAUGAAAACCAUUGCAGAAGAGAGAGAAAACAAUCACAAACCACCAAGUGCUGUUUCUCUUGUGUCUCUGUACCUACGGUCUUGCUGCUGUGGAAGUACAGGCCUCAAAUAUUUCUCUGGUCAUCGGUUUAGGGAAAGGUUUGAAAACUGUGCCUUGGAGCAAGUACGUCUGAGUGACUGAAAAGAAAUUAGAGAGCAAGAUGAGGAAGGAAAAAGAUACGUAAAUGCUGAAGGAUGGAUGAGGAAGGAGACGUGAGCAGGAAGGCAGAAAACCAGCUGCGCUCUCUUGAGGCCUCCCCUUGGGAGGAACAAUCGCAGGAUCAGUGUAAGAAAGAAUCAGGGGGGUGGUGGGUAAUAAAGUGCUGAGAGGUUCUUCUUUAUCUGCCACUCAGCCAAGAGCUUCGGCUCUUCACACUCCGUUCUCCUGAUUCUUAGAGUAGUCUAAACUCUGACAUACCAAUCCUCCAUUCUCCUUCACUGCUUGUGACCUGAAAACUGGCCUGGAGUGGUGUCAGGAGGCCUUUGAGUGAGAGCUCAUGCAGUCUGACUGUCUCACCUUCUAAAAACUUCAUUUUUAAAAACAUGUUGGAUUCAGCUUCUCUCUCUUUAGACAGCUUGGAGCAUGUUUCUAUAGUUCCCCGCAGUGAGUGGGCUACAGUGAUUGAAGCUCUCCUUUCUUCUACAGCUGAGAACAUCCACGUGUGACUAUUGCUCCAUAAGACUAAUGGAGCCUUUAAAAUACAGACUGAAACGCAACAAGUCAGAAACAUUCUGAUUAAGAUCAGUUCUUGGGGUGUUUUUUUAUUUAUUUAUUUUCACUUUUCAUUUCGGAGCUGGCAGCCUGCCAAAUCUGAGAGAGAAAGAGGAAAAUCUGUUGAGGAAAUCCUUUAAUUGCUUGCCUUUGGAAAGAUGCUUUCAUCUGAAAGUCUUGUCGUCCUUAUAAUACUUGUAAUUAACAGUGUCUCUCAAGCAACCUACUGAUAACCUUUGCUAUGUCCAUAGGUCCUGCAAUGCCAGAGCCCUACUGCAGAAUCUUAAGAUUCAGUAUAAGAACCUUAAAUGGGACUCCAAAGGCUCUUUGAGAAGGGGCAAGGCAUGCAAUCAUGGUCAUACCACAGCACAUGCACCUCCUUCCUAAAACCCUGGUGGUGCACAGCCUUGAAGUUACUGAAGAAACAUCACUGACAUUGUUCUCCUUUUAGGAAUUGUCAUCUUGCUAUGAAAAACAACAUCCUGUGAGAUUUUUUCAAGCUUUCUGCCCCAUCAUCUGCUUCAGAUAAGCUGUGCUCUUAGCAAUUGUGGGGAGACAUGACCUUCCGCAGCUGGAAGUGGCUCCUCGUCUUGGGCAAGCAGGACACCUUUGCCAAGGCUUGGAGGAGCAGGAGGCGAGGAGGCCCUUCUCUGUGCUGGAAGCGCUGCAGCCAUUGGAGUGCCGGCAAGUCUCUGGACCCCGAGGUUAGAGCGUUUUUGGAGGAGAACACCGAGGUCACCAGCAGUGGGCACCUCACACCAGAAAUACGUCUGCGCCUCCUCACACCUCGCUGCAGGUUCUGGAAGGAAAAACCUGACCUGUGGCCUUAUGGGGACCCGUUCUGGGCAAUUUACUGGCCAGGAGGCCAAGCCCUCUCCAGGUAUAUUUUAGAUAAUCCACGUGUUGUUAAAGGACGAUCGGUUUUGGAUCUUGGAAGUGGAUGUGGAGCAACAGCAAUAGCUGCUGUGAUGAGUGGUGCAUCGCAAGUCCUUGCUAAUGACAUUGACCCUAUUGCAGGAAUAGCAAUGAUCUUGAACUGUGAACUGAACCACUUGACUCCCUUCCCCAUCACCAUUAAGAACAUCAUUAACUCAGAGGCUGGCAAUUGGGACCUCAUUGUUCUAGGAGAUAUGUUUUACGAUGAACAGCUUGCUGAUGGUCUACAUCACUGGCUGAGGAAAUGCAUCAGGAUACAGCAAACUGAAGUGCUGAUUGGUGACCCUGGCAGGCAUCAGUUUUUAAGCCACCGUAUUCACAGUCAGUUGCACAAAGUCAUAGAAUAUUCACUUCCCGAGUAUACUAGACAAGAGAACAAUGGAUUAACAUCAAGUAUCGUUUGGAGCUAUCAGCCCUCAGAUAGCUUGGAAAGCUGCUGAAGCUGGCUUUCUAAUGAAUUCUGUCUCACGUGGUUGGCUUUUUUAUUUUUGUGUGUAGAUUGAAAAUGGGAAUUAAACAUGAAACACAAGUGUUGAUGCAAGGUAGAUUACUGUACCUUCUCUGUAUUGAUUUUGGUCGUACUCACUGAGGCUUUUGCUCCAUCUGAGGUAAAAACUACAUGCAAACUGUAUUCAAAGGGGCCUGCUCUGAAGUAUAAAUCCAAAGACAAGUAACAUGAAAGAGUUUGCAUGCUUGAUGUUUUCCAUAUAUAUUCAUGUUUUGCUAUUUGACACUAUUGUGAAAUGCAUUGGAUGUCCAGCAUAUUGCUGUGGGGGAAAAGGUGGUGGCUGAAGUACUACUGCACUGCUUUCAAAGACUGCUGCAGCUUAAUUGAAAUGAAAAUUAUUGCUGUCCUUCAUAAAAUUCUCCACUAAAGUAUUAGCUCAUACUGUGCUCAAAGUGCCUUGCUCUUUUUUGAGGUAUCUCUUCUGAAUGUCAGAGUAACUUAUUGACUGUUUUGCCCCCUCCCCUCUAUAAUAAAACGUUUUCUCUUCAUUUAA
Messenger RNA from Pezoporus occidentalis (night parrot), 3408 nucleotides. It is a transcript of the gene ETFBKMT, whose product is annotated as electron transfer flavoprotein subunit beta lysine methyltransferase. The transcript is spliced from 4 exons. Gene Ontology annotation, molecular function: protein methyltransferase activity. Gene Ontology annotation, cellular component: mitochondrial matrix. The coding region runs from base 2029 to 2847 and encodes 272 amino acids. Lineage: Eukaryota; Metazoa; Chordata; Aves; Psittaciformes; Psittacidae. The record is from RefSeq and is a predicted model, not a curated record.